This is a messenger RNA of Leptonychotes weddellii (Weddell seal), 676 nucleotides long. The record is from RefSeq and is a predicted model, not a curated record. NCBI's taxonomy places the organism in Eukaryota, Metazoa, Chordata, Mammalia, Carnivora, Phocidae.
GACUGGCAGUUUUCCCCAGGUCCUUGCUCACACCAAGACUUCCAUGCUGUCUUCAAGCCCUACUUCCUGCACGUCUCCCAACCCUGACAGGGAGAACCCAAGUAAGAAGGUCCACUGGACUUCUGGGAGGACGAGGACGUCAUCCACAGACUCAGAGUCAAAGCCCCACUCCGACCCCUCCAAAGUAGCCAGGUCCCGGAGAUCCAGCCGGCUGACGGUGAAGUACGACCGGGGACAGCUGCAGCGCUGGCUGGACAUGGAGCAGUGGGUGGAUGCGCAGGUUCAGGAGCUCUUCCAGGAUCAACCAACUCCUUCUGAGCCUGAGAUUGACCUGGAGGUUCUCAUGGAACUAUCCACAGAGGAACAGAAGACUCAUUUGGAGGCUAUUCUCCAAAACUGCCCCCGUCCCACAGAGCCUUUUAUCUCUGAGCUGCUCAGUCAACUCAAGAAACUCCGGAGACUCAGUCGGCCUCAGAAAUAAGCCUUGUGAGACUACCUUCAGCAGCCUCAGCACUGCCAGGCCUGCCCUGAACCUCUGAAUCCUGGGCUGAGAGGAAAUGGUCCCGUGGGACACAGACAAGGAACAUGGAGGAUGAGGAGGGACAUUUGGAUACCCCUAGUGUAUGUGCAGUCACAGCUGGGCUUUCUGGAAGCCAUUCAUGGCUGUUGCCCAGUA